UUGACGCGUGGUGGAGGCAGUCCAGUCAGUCCAAUCCUCUUUUCCAACAACAGCCCCUCUAAGAAGAAGAAUACGAAGUGGCUAUAAUGUCUCUCCAUAACAUCUCCCAGAUCAUCCACGCUCAUCAACUAGUCCCCACGACCAAGUUCCUCCUCACCUCUUCCCUGCCAAAUAGGGACGACCCCGACGAGUGGCGGAUGUGUCUCUUUUGGAUACCCAAUGAUGGGAGGGGAGUGAAAGUGUGGAAGCUCGAUCAGAGAAUAUCAGAGACGACAAUGAACGAAGCCCAGCUGGUGAAAUCGAUCCAGAGCGGGAUGAUGUCUGUCAAGCUGAAAGCUACCGAUGAUCUCAACGCAAUGAAGGAGCUCUACCUGCAAAUGAUAGAACCCAAGAAAUGGCUGUCAUGUCUGGAAGAAGACGAAAUCGGCCAAUACAUUCCGGAUCUGAUGAGAGUAAUAUACAAGCUGCUAGACCCAGAGUCUGAGGGGUGGACUGGUGGUGGUGCAAAUCAGCAAAACCCGUCUACAGACGAGCGGCAUACCAGGGACAAGACUCCCCCGCCGAAACCCAAGACGCCGGAACUCGCUCGCCCUGCGCCCGACAUCGAUCCACAAAUUCGAGAAAUGCAGGAGCAACUGGCGCAGGCGCAAGCGCAGAUCAAUGCGCUCAGCUCGCAACAAGCAAAGGCGAGCCAGGGUGGCCCGGGGAAAUCGUCUCAGCAAUCUCCGGUCAAGCCCAAAGCGCCCAAGAAUGCCAACAAACUCCAGCCGACUCAGAAGAGGAGAAAGAUCGUGGAGGAUGAGUUUGCGGGAAGCGAUGAUAGUGAUUAGCAUGUUUGACCCAGAGAGCAAUGACACUCUGGGAAAGCCAUAGGAACAAGAGAGCACGCUGUAUAAUCAUAGAGUACUCGUAUCGUACAACAUACAUCCAUGUAAUGAAUUGU
This is a messenger RNA of Cryptococcus amylolentus CBS 6039, 943 nucleotides long. RefSeq lists its product as hypothetical. Bases 87 to 830 code for a protein of 247 amino acids. The transcript is spliced from 7 exons. NCBI's taxonomy places the organism in Eukaryota, Fungi, Basidiomycota, Tremellomycetes, Tremellales, Cryptococcaceae. The record is from RefSeq and is a predicted model, not a curated record.